GCUUUGCCUGUGGUUAUUAGCAAUGGUAGCAUAUGUAGCGUGGCAGCGAUAGCCCGGAAUGGCGAUCGGUCAGUGUCUGUGUGCUCCAGUUUAUGUUGCUUUUUGCAGAUGCAGAGCAGUGUUCCGAGUGGGCCCAAGGGAGCUGGAGGAAGGAAGGGGCACGCCCCAAGAAGGCGUGGAGCCUUGCGGGGAGCAGGUCGCUCGCAUCCAGGAGGAGCAGGGAGAGGUCUGGGCGAGGACGUAGAGCCCGGCGUAGGGCCAUCGCCUCGUCAGCGCCGUCCCCGUCGCCGUUCCUGUUUUACAGGUGUGUGGCGGACCUCGGCGUGGGGAGCCGUAGCCCGGCAGUCGGGACGGGAGAGCGGAGCAGGCAUUACAGGAAGUUUUGGAGAGGAGAAGCUGAUCAGCAACAAGGAGCCUGAGCAGGUACGGUGCGGGCCUUUCCCAGGCGUGGCUGAGGAUUUGAGGUGAGGUAGAAUGGAUGCCACGGGCAGCCUCACAGCCACAGUGCUGGAGCGUGGCUUUGGCACAGUACAGGUGAUAAAGGCAACUGUGGUGACUGAAGGGAGAUCAGUGCAGAUGCGGCUGCCAUUGAGGAUGGCUCUUGAGGACCGAUGGUGAUGCCCAGCAUUUGAACAGUGCUGAGCAGUGUUCCGAGUGGUCCCAAGGGAGCUGGAGGAAGAAAGGGGCACGCCCCAAGAAGGCGUGGAGCCUUGCGGGGAGCAGGUCGCUCGCAUCCAGGAGGAGCAGGGUGAGGUGAGCAUCAGUCCGGGAGCAGACGCAGAGCCCGGCGUAGGGUCAUCACCUCGUUGGCGCUGUCCCCUUCGCCCAGCGCCAUUCCUGUUUUACAGUUGUGUGGCGGACCUCGGUGUGGGGAGCCGUAGCCCAGCAGUUGGGAUGGGAGAGCGGAGCAGGA
This is a messenger RNA of Dromaius novaehollandiae (emu), 913 nucleotides long. RefSeq names its product glycine-rich protein 1-like. Bases 109 to 468 code for a protein of 119 amino acids. NCBI's taxonomy places the organism in Eukaryota, Metazoa, Chordata, Aves, Casuariiformes, Dromaiidae. The record is from RefSeq and is a predicted model, not a curated record. The transcript is spliced from 8 exons.